CGUUCGAGCUCAGUUCGCCGCUUUGUCGCGGAUUGCACUCACGUGCUGCACAGCUCUAUAUCCAAGUUCAGUGCCAUCCACAUAAAUUCUCCUUCUCAUCGCCAUCUCGCUCACUGUCACCAUCGCCCGCGCACCACGUAUACGCCGACGAGCAACGCUCCUCUAUACCCCGUCGCAGCAGAUCUAGCUUGUACCACCGGCAAUGACGGUCGCAAUACCGAGACUGCCUCUUGAACUACAUGACUGCAUCCUAGAUUGCCUCGUAGAUGACCGGCGGGCCCUCGCCACAUGCAGUCUCGUCUGCCGCGCAUGGCUCCCGACUGCCCGGUCACAUCUCUUCCACGCGGUCACCCUCUCGGGCUCCGCGCAAGGCUCGCGUUUCCAAGAGCUCGUCCAGCAGUCCCCCUACAUCGGACGUUACGUCCGCAAGCUCGCCCUCGUCAAGCCUUGGAACGAGUGCGGCCGCCCAUCGCAUCUCGAGCUGCCCCAGAUCCUGACGCAUCUCGAUUCCGUGGAGGACCUCAGCGUCGAGCGCUGGAGUGACGCCGGGCUUUGCGAGGCAUUGAAGGAGCACUAUGCUAACACCGUGACCAUGCGGCUGACGUCGGUAGAGUACAAAGAGCGCGACAUGCAGACCAUCAUCUGUGCAUGUCCUAAACUACAGGCUUUGUACCUCUCCGGCGUGACGAUCUGCCCAGAUGGCCUGUCCGCCCACCUGCAGCCCGUCGUUCCAGCACGCCCCAUCACGCUCAAGACACUUUACUGGAAGACGCCUCCAACGGCCUUUGCCGACUGGCUCAUUCACGGGCCGCUCGAGUUGCGCCUCUCCAAGCUCGGGCUCGCCACCAAGGCGCAGGACCCGGUGAGCACCGGGUACGUACAGUCACUUCUCGAGGCCGCCGGCACGCACCUCGAGUCGCUCGUGCUCUCCGUCUGGCAGGGCUUCCACGCGUCCUUGAGCCCGGGCCUUCUCGCGCACAACCCGAACCUCACGAGCCUGCACAUCACGAACGUCGCGCCGCACCCCUCACUGUCACACCCGUGGGCAGGCCUGCGCACCGCACUGUCGGACGUGCAGCCCGUGCACCGGCGGCUGAGUCACAUCAGCGUCACGAUUCUCCCGAUUGACCACCUCUGCGUCGCGCUUGCGGACUGGGAGCAGAUCGAUGUGGAGCUUGAGCGCAUUGCGCGCGAGCGGCCGUGGCUUGCGGUCACGUUCUGUGUGGUGAACAUCGCUCAUUCGCCUGUGGAAUGGAUGCCACAGGUUGUGGACACCGUCGUGCAUUGCCUGCCGCUGUUCCUCGCGGCGAAGGGUCGCCUCAGCCUGAUGUGGUUCAAUGGCUGGGACGAGUACACCGCGUACGGCGGCGAGGAGCUUGCCCCCUGGUUUUGAAUGCGUUUUGGCCAGGACGCAAUAUAACAUCAUCACGACGAUGCAAUGGUCCUGGAAUUCUUCUGAAUAUCUGAACUUCUAGUCUCCUUUCCAUGUGUGUAAUAGUGAUUCGGAACCCCCCUCCUCAAUCUCGGCUUUGGAUGUACGUUCACAACCAUUGCUUAUUUCUUCUCGAUUUGUUACGGGGUACAUGUUGCCGGGCUCGCAAGAGCUUGGCGGGCUCUC
Messenger RNA from Laetiporus sulphureus 93-53, 1618 nucleotides. RefSeq lists its product as uncharacterized. Gene Ontology annotation, molecular function: protein binding. The record is from RefSeq and is a predicted model, not a curated record. The coding region runs from base 203 to 1393 and encodes 396 amino acids. Lineage: Eukaryota; Fungi; Basidiomycota; Agaricomycetes; Polyporales; Laetiporaceae. The transcript has 2 exons.